This is a messenger RNA of Ostertagia ostertagi, 414 nucleotides long. The record is from the annotation of a GenBank genome assembly. Lineage: Eukaryota; Metazoa; Nematoda; Chromadorea; Rhabditida; Trichostrongylidae.
GAGCAUAACGGAGUUGCGAACAUGUGGGUUCGGUUUGCAAUGCGUCUAGCAGCGAAGUGGGCUGCUGGAGAUAUGGGAGAAACCAUCGUGGACAAUGUCGUACGCUCCCUCGCUACGCUGCAGUAUCAUCCUGAUAUGGCGCAUGACGCAACCUGUCAGUUUAUGGAGGAUUACAAGACAUUCUGCAAGAGUUCUGUUGUCAGUGAUGAUAUUUUCAAACGGCUACUCAAAGUGGCUUGGGUGAACAGUUUUUCUCUGGUAACUGACUUUGGUACACCCAUCGGCGUCGCACUCUGUAUUCGACUCAGUGUUGAGAAUAACGGAGUUGCGAACAUGUGGGUUCGGUUUGCAAUGCGCCUAGCAGCGAAGUGGGCAGCUGGAGACAUGGGAGAAACCACCGUGGACAAUGGUAUG